AUGGACGCGAAACUGAAUGAUCUAAUGUACCUCAACUCCAAACCCUCCGACUACCAGGUGGAGCGUGUGGACGAUGAAAUCGAACAGGUAGCUAGAGAGAUCUUCAAUGAAAAGCCAGACUUGUCUUGGCCAACCAUUAAGAAGUAUGCUUCAACUAGACUCUCUACUUUGUUUGACUUGCCAAUCCACCACACCGACAAAAAGUGGUACCAACUUGUCAAUCCCGUACCUGCUUUGAAAUCGAUGUCAAAACUGGACUAUAACUUCUACUUCUUGGGUUUCUUUGCCUGGACAGUAGACUCAAUGGAUUUCUUCUGUGUUUCUGUCACUGCUCCCUAUAUUGCUGCUACUUUGAAUGUUAACACUACCCAGAUAACUUGGGGUUUAACUUUGGUGUUAAUGUUCAGAUCUGUUGGUGCUUUUAUUUUUGGUUUAUUGGCAGAUUACUACGGUAGAAAAUGGCCAUACAUCAUUAUUUGUCUCUUGUUUAUUAUUGUCGAAGUCGGUACUGGUUUUGUUCAAACUUACGCUCAAUUCUUAGGCGUUCGUGCUCUAUUUGGUAUAUUAAUGGGUGCCAUGUACCCAGUUGCCAGUGUUACAGCUUUGGAAAAUCAACCUAAACGUGCACAAUCUGUCCUUUCCGGUCUUUUCUUGCCUGGCUACUCGUUGGGUUACAUUUUUGCAAUGGUCUUUUUCAGAGCUUUCCAAGGCACCUACAGAGAAGGUGAAGGCUGGAGAUCACUUUUCUGGUUCAGCGCUGGUCUUCCUCUUAUUUUGAUUGUAUGGAGAUUGCCCUUCCCUGAAUCUGCCGUUUACCUCAAGAUCAAGGAAUCGAAGAAGAGAAUGAAUGGUGACAUUGAGAAGACAGGAUUUUCCAAGGUUUUUGACAAGAGUGCCUUGAUGACUAUCAAAACCGAAUGGUUGAUGUUUAUCUACCUUGUUCUUCUCUUGACUGGUUUCAACUUCACUACUCAUGGCUCUCAAGAUUUGUACGUUACUCUUCUUACCAAACAGUACAAUGUUGAUUCUGACUACAGAACUGUCAUUGUCGUUGUUAGCAACCUUGCAGGUAUUGUCGGUGGUGUCGUUGUUGGUUCUUUCAGUGAAGUCUUCGGCAGAAGACUUUCUAUCAUAAUCUGUAUGAUCUGGUGUGGUGCUUUCCUUUACCCAGCAUUCAUGCACGCUAAACUGCAAUGGUGGGCAUAUGCUAUGUUGAAUGCCGGUGUGAUGGGUGCUUGGGGUAUUGCCCCUAUACAUCUUCUUGAGUUGGUCAAUGCCACUCACAGAGCUUUCUUGUCUGGUCUUGUCUACCAAUUGGGUAACCUUGCGUCGUCUGCUGCUUCUACCAUCGAGGCCAGAUUAGGUGAACGAUUCCCCCUUGGAGAUGGCAUUUAUGACUACGGUAAGGUUGUGUGUAUUUUCUGCGGUGCUGUUUUUGCUUACAUGAUUUUCAUUACUAUUGUUGGUCCAGAAAGAUUCCACAGAGACUUGGAAGUUCAUUACCUCGAUGAAGUUCCUGAAGAAGGUUCUAGUAGUGAUAUGCUGCUGACCAACAAGGCUUGA
Scheffersomyces stipitis CBS 6054 is the source of this 1563-nucleotide messenger RNA. RefSeq names its product Jen1p (gene JEN1). The coding region runs from base 1 to 1563 and encodes 520 amino acids. Gene Ontology annotation, cellular component: plasma membrane. The record is from RefSeq and is a predicted model, not a curated record. Lineage: Eukaryota; Fungi; Ascomycota; Pichiomycetes; Serinales; Debaryomycetaceae. Gene Ontology annotation, molecular function: secondary active monocarboxylate transmembrane transporter activity. The transcript has a single exon. Gene Ontology annotation, biological process: plasma membrane lactate transport.